This is a messenger RNA of Dryobates pubescens (Downy woodpecker), 2508 nucleotides long. RefSeq names its product protocadherin gamma-A10-like. Gene Ontology annotation, biological process: homophilic cell-cell adhesion. Bases 1 to 2508 code for a protein of 835 amino acids. The transcript is spliced from 2 exons. Gene Ontology annotation, cellular component: plasma membrane. Gene Ontology annotation, molecular function: calcium ion binding. The record is from RefSeq and is a predicted model, not a curated record. Lineage: Eukaryota; Metazoa; Chordata; Aves; Piciformes; Picidae.
AUGUGUGCUUCGGAGAGGCGCUGGGGCCGGCGGGCGCGGACUCUGCUGUGCUGCGUCCUGCUGUCGGUGUGGGAGUCGACAUGGGGACAGCUGCGUUACUCGGUACCCGAGGAGAUGCCCAAGGGCUCCUUCGUAGGGGACGUGGCCAAAGAUCUGGGGCUGAAGAUGGCGGUGAUGCGCCUCAUAGAGCGAGGUAGGACGCAGUAUUUCUCUCUUCACGGGAUGACGGGACAUUUAGUGACGGCGGAGAGGAUAGACAGAGAGCAGCUGUGCCGGCUGCUGGAGAAAUGUGUGCUGCGGUGUGAGCUGAUUGUGGAAGGAGAAAUGCAGGUUUAUGAAAUCGAAGUAGAGAUCACGGACGUUAACGACAACGCUCCCAGCUUUCGAGAGCCAGAAAUGCAACUAAGAAUGAGCGAGCUGACAGCGCUGGGCUCGCGGUUUCCCCUCCGAGAUGCACAGGAUCCGGACUCGGGGCCAAAUUCCCUGAAGAGCUAUGAGCUGAGCGGUGACGAGCACUUCUCGCUGGCAGUGCAGGCCGACCACGGCGUAGAUCGGCGUCCCGAGCUGGUGCUAGCCAAGACGCUAGACCGGGAGGAGGCGGCGUUUCACGAGCUGUUGCUGAAGGCGAGGGACGGCGGUGAGCCAUCGAGGACGGGCACAGCACGGAUCCGCGUGGUAGUGCUUGAUGCAAACGACAACGCGCCCGUGUUCAGCGCUGCAGAGUACACCGUGGGUGUACCCGAGGACGUCCCCGUGGGCUCCACCCUCGUCGUCGUCACGGCCACUGAUAUCGACGAGGGGAUAAACAGCCACGUGAAAUACAGUUUCCAUAAAAUUUCAGACGGAGCUUCGGAACUUUUCCACCUUGACGACGAUACAGGAGAAAUAUCUCUUAAGAAGGAAAUUGACUUUGAGGAAGACUCCAUACAUGAGCUCGAGAUACAGGCACAUGACGGAGGAGAGCUUUCUGACACUACGAAAGUGGUGAUUACAGUGACAGACGUCAAUGACAACACACCCGAAUUGACAGUGACUUCACAGCUGAGCGAGAUCUCUGAGGACGCCCCUUCGGGGACGGUGGUGGCCUUGCUGCAUGUGCAGGACCGGGACUCAGGAGCAAACGGCCAGGUGCGGUGCUCCCUGGACGCGGGAGUCCCGUUCCGACUGCAGAGCUCUCGAGGCAGCUAUUACAGUGUGGUGACGACGAGGCAGCUGGACCGGGAGGAGGUGUCGGAGUACAAUGUCACGGUGAGGGCGGCCGACGGCGGGUCGCCGUCGCUAUGGAGCAGCACCGUGCUGACCCUGCGGGUGCUGGACGUGAACGACAACGCGCCGGUGUUCAGCGAGGCGAGCUACAGCGCCCGGCUGCCCGAGAACAACGCGGCGGGCGCGCUGGUGCUGACGGUGCGGGCGCGGGACGCGGACUGGGGUCAGAACGCGCGCGUGCGGUACCGUCUGGGCGAGGGGCGGGUGCGUGGCGCGGCGCUGUCGUCGUACGUGUCGGUGCAGGCGGAGACGGGCGCGCUGUACGCGCUGCGCUCCUUCGACUACGAGGAGGUGCGCGAGGUGGGGCUGUGGGUGCUGGCGGAGGACGGCGGCUCGCCGGCGCUGAGCAGCAACGUGUCGGUGCGGAUCGUGAUCGUGGACGAGAACGACAACGCCCCGCAGGUGCUGUACCCGCCUGCGGCGGGCGUGUCCGGGGCCGGUGUCCGUGGCUGGUCGGGGGUGGAGCUGGCACCGCGGUCGUCGGAGCCCGGGGCGCUGGUGGCCAAGGUGGUGGCGGUGGACGCGGACGCGGGGCAGAACGCGUGGCUGUCGUACGAGCUGGCCAAGGCGACGGAGCCGGGGCUGUUCCGCGUCGGGCUGCACAGCGGCGAGGUGCGCACUGCGCGCUUCCCGCUGGCCCGCGACGCUGCCCGGCAGAGCCUGGUGGUGCUGGUGAAGGACCACGGCCGGCCGGCGCUGUCGGCCACGGCCACGCUGACCGUGGUGCUGGCCGAGAGCGUGGCCGAGCUGCUGGCCGAGCUGGGCAGUGAGGCAGCGGCGGCGGUGCCGGGCGAGGCGGCGGGCAGCCUGACGCGCUGGCUGGUGCUGGCCGUGGCGGCCGUCUCCUGCCUCUUCCUCGCCUUCUUGCUGCUGCUAAUAGCACUGCGCCUGCGGCGCUGGCGGCGCUCGCAGCUGCCUCCUCCGGCGGGCGGUGUUUUACGCGGCGUUCCAGCCACGCACUUUGUGGGCAUCGACGGCGUCCGCGCCUUCCUGAGCUCCUACUCACAGGAGGUGUCUCUCACUGCCGACUCACGCAAGAGCCAGCUUCGCUUGUCACCCGGUAGCUGCUGCGACACCCUUCCGGCCCGCCCUCUGCCUGACGAGCACGCGCUCGGUGAGGACACUGCCUGCACCCACCCACCCGAAGCCGACGCUGCCCCGGUGUUGUGCGAUGAUGGCUCAGCGUGUCAGUCAGUGUGGGAAGCAGUAGUGACCGGCUGCGUUUGCCCGGAGUUUGGUUAG